Molecule: messenger RNA, 1818 nt
Organism: Chaetomium fimeti
Lineage: Eukaryota; Fungi; Ascomycota; Sordariomycetes; Sordariales; Chaetomiaceae
Exons: 3
Coding region: 82-1818 (578 amino acids)
Source: RefSeq, a predicted model, not a curated record
GGUGGCCAAAAAGGUGAUGAUUUCUGACUUUCCAUCCUCGUAAAUGGAAUCCGCUUGGUAUGUACAUAAGGCCACCUGGGAAUGGAUCCCGUCUCGCUCGCUCUCGGUAUAGCGCCGCUUUGUCUUGGGGCAUUGAAGGGAGCAAAAUAUGCGAAGUCCAAAAUCAAGCUCUUGAAACACCAUGGUCGAGAAAUCUCUCGUUUUCGCAAAAGGCUCCGGACCCAGAUGUCCAUCUUCCGAGAUGAGUCCCAUUUGCUCGUCCAAGACGCCGGAAUCGACCCCGAUCUCGCCGCAGAGAUGGUCGAGGAUCAAAACCACGAACACUGGACCAGCCCAGAUCUCGAGUUUCAAAUCCAAAACUUCCUCGCCAAGAGAUAUCUCGGCCUCAAGGGCGUAGCGGAGCAGAUCUAUUCCCAGGUUGAGGCACUCAGCCGAGACUUGGAUGUCAUAGAGGACUCGGACCAUCCUUCAAGCAAAGGCAAACUCGCGGCCAAAGCCCACCGUGCUGGGCAGGCCGUCCGGUUGGUUUCGAAGUACUCUGACCUCGAGGCGAGUCUCGAAUCUCUCACCGAUUCCGUCGAGGAGUUUCGAAGACUCAGGAAAACGGCGAGGGAGCUGCAGAAGCCAAGGCAGGCACUUUCUAUGCGACGAAAGGCUAUGCCCCGGACGUACAACUUGGUAGCGAGACAUUCGGCUUCGUUUCUGGAAUCUCUUUCGAAAACCUGGUCUUGCCGCAACUCCAAUGGGGUUCACUCCGCUCACACCGCCAAGUUAUUCCUCGAGACAGAUGUCUUCGACAGCUGCGUCAACUUCACAAUGAUACUGGAAUACGUAGCCAUAGCAGGCAACCUUAAACAGCAGAGCCUAUUAUUCUUACGUAUUCGUUCCGAGGAACUUUCCUGGGUCGACAUCGGCCUCCCGGCCCCGAUUGCUUCUCCACAGCCCCUCGAGCCGCCAGCAAAGGCUCGUCGCCUUACAAUCGCAGAUUCUCCCCAGUCUUGUCCGAGGACCUGCACUUCUCCGCUGGCGAGGCGGCACACGAGCAACGAGAAGCUGGCGCACAAUCUAUGUCAAGCUAAAGAUGUCUGCCACCACGUGUUCGAAUGCGGCAAAGCUCUCCAUCAGUCAAAGGAGGAGGGCUGCAUUGGUUACCUUGUAUCCACCGACAAUCUCACCCACCAACUCAUGGCAAGCCAUGACAGGGAGAGCACCGCGAUCCAAACCCGUCCCUCGCCGCCGGCAAGUCUUGCUUCUGUAAUACAGCACCCCAAUCAACAAGAAAUACCGGUCAACGAGCAGGUCCGACUGGCCCUCCGUCUUUCUCGCUCAGUACUCCAGUAUCACUCAACGUCUUGGUGGCGCCAAAACUGGGACCUCUCCGAUCUUUCAUACUUUGACAUCGAUGAUGAACUUUCAAUCUCCCUCUCAACUCUCCACAUUAACGCGAAACUUUCAUCUCCGGAGGCUGCCAUGUCAAUGCAGAGCGUCACAACCCACAUACCCGCGCCGCCAUCACACCAUGACGCCCAGCUCUUGCACGGUAUCCGGAACGUGACGCUUCAUAGCCUCGGUGUCGCCCUACUCCAGAUCGGGAGGUGGGAGGUGAUGGAUGCCGAUGAUUUGGUUUCGGUCCGCAAGGCAGCGGCGAAACCUUCCCGGUUGGGGCCUCGAUAUGACGAGCUCACGGCUAAGUGUUUGUACUGUGACUUCGGCUUCGGGGCCGACUUAAACAAGCCGCAGCUUCAGGGGGCUAUCUAUGAGAGUGUGGUGCAUGAACUGGAAGAGAUGGUGGCUUUGCUCGAAGGAGGCCGAAAGUGA